This is a messenger RNA of Vespula pensylvanica (western yellowjacket), 2531 nucleotides long. It is a transcript of the gene Rlip, whose product is annotated as ralA-binding protein 1. Lineage: Eukaryota; Metazoa; Arthropoda; Insecta; Hymenoptera; Vespidae. Gene Ontology annotation, biological process: small GTPase-mediated signal transduction. The transcript has 9 exons. The coding region runs from base 78 to 2027 and encodes 649 amino acids. Gene Ontology annotation, molecular function: small GTPase binding; GTPase activator activity. The record is from RefSeq and is a predicted model, not a curated record.
UUCUCGCUCGAAUAAAAUUCGAGUAUUCUCGAGUAUCGCGUGUACGUUCGAGCGAAGUGUCAAACGGACAGAAAAGGAUGGACUUCGAAAGUCCUGAUGUUGAAAAAGAAUUUCCAGGAUUGUACGCCUCGGAAUCAGCCAAGAAAAGUAACGAGAGUGAUUUUAGCGACGAAGGUGGUCACGAGAAACAUUCGAAAAAGGAGCUCCUCGGUGGUAAACGCAAAGAGAAAAAAGAUCGUAAGGACAGGGGCUAUGCCACAUUAGAAGGUGAAAGUUCACCAGACGAGGAUCAGGAAACAAAAAGUCCUUCAAAAUCAAAAAAAACCAAAGCUUUUAAAUUUCCUUCAAAGAAAGAAAAACGUGAAAAAUCCAGAGAGAAGGAGGCAAAGGAAAAAGAUGUUGAAAAGGAGAAAGAUAAAAAAAAGAAAGACAAAGACGAUAAAGAUGCAGAGAAGGAUAAACGUAAAGACAAAGAUAAAGACAAAUCUAAGCAAAAGUUAAAAGAUAGAAAGAAAGGAAAACAUGCUGGCGAAGAAGGUUUAGAUAUUGGCGAGGAGCAACCGAUUUUUGGAGUCACUUUAAGUCUUGCAGUUGAAAGAAGCCGAUGUCAUGAUGGAAUAGAAUUACCAUUAGUUGUACGCGAUUGCAUUGACUAUGUUGAAGAACAUGGUAUGAAUAUAGAAUGCCUGUAUAAAAUCCCUGGAGUGAAAUCUAAAAUACAAAAUUUAAAAAAACUUUAUAAUCAGCGAGAGACUGUAAAUAUAGCAGAGUUUGAACCUACGGUAGCUACAAGCUUAUUGGUACUUUUUCUUAGAGAAUUGCCAGAACCUGUUUUAGAGAAUAGUGAGACAAUAUCAAGAUUUGAACAAGCUGCAUCAACAAAAGAAAUUGCUCAACGGGAGUCGCAACUGCUACAGUUAACACAUCAAUUACCAAAAUGCAAUAGAACUCUUCUUGCAUGGGUCACUCUACAUUUAGAUCAUGUUGCAGCCCGUGAAAAAACUACUAAAAUGAAUGCCCAGACAAUAUCCAUGACAUUAAGUCCGGUUUUACAAAUGAGUCACAGGUUACUAUCUGCCUUACUUUUUCACUGCAAAGCGCUUUUUCCUGAUGUACAAUUAAAAAAGUACAUUCCACCACUUUCGUCUGGUAGUACGAAUUUACCAGAAACUGUAGAAAGUAUAGCUGCUGAGUUAGCCAAGCAGGAAUCAUUGUUGUCACAAAUUCAUAUGCAAAUGAAUGCAGGUUUUGUCACAAAAUCAAAAGAAGAAGAAUUAUGGGAAGUACAACGUAUGAUAACGCAAUUAAAGAGAAAGUAUAAAACAGUUCAGAAACUUGAAGGCACAGCACAAAAAAGUUUGGAUGAAGAAGUAAAAUCAAGUGAUGAGAAUUCCAUAGAUCCAAAUUUACAAAAAUCAAAAGUUAUUGAAAAAGAAACUGGAUAUUUAAAAGUGGAGGGACCGAAAUCAUCUAACUCGAUUGUAAAAAAAAAUAAUCUGCAGCACAAUGUAGAAGAAAUUAAGGAUAAGUGUCCAACUUGUACAGGAUCGAAUACGAGUAUUAUACAAAAUGAACGAAAAAUAAAUUCGCAAGAAUUAGACGUGGUAGAUUCUGCCGAAUCAUCUACUAUGAUUCAAAAUAAAGAACAAGAAUCUAAAGGAGAUAACACUGAAUCUGAAGCAGAGGAUGCUAUAGCUAAAUUAAGAGAAAGUUUAAUUUAUGAAGAGUUAUUAGAUAUGCAAGCAUUAUUAAAAUCUCGUAUUACUCAAGAAAAAAGUGAGAUUAAACGACUCAAAGAAAUGCUUCUUAUGAUAACAGAACGAGAGCCAGAUAAAAAACCAAAACCAAAAGAAAGAGUUCAUUCUCCAAAUGAAGCUGAAAUAACAGCUAUGAUACAAUUAGCCAAAGAAAAUCAAUUAUUAGAGAAAAAAAUGACAACUUUAAUACGUAGCAUUAUUGAAGAAAAGGAUGCUUGUGUCGAAUUGCGUGUCCAAAUAGCAAUUCAUCAACUAAUGGCAAAAACUUGACCUUAAAACCAUAACUGGUUCCUUAGUGUUAUAAUGAUUACAUGACAAAAAUAUUUGAAUGAAUAUUACGUUUUGCACAAAAAAAAGAAUAUAUAGUUUAUAACAUGUUAUAAUUCCUAUACUCCUCAUAAGUCUAUAUUCUAUUAUUCUUCAAAACAGUAAGAGAGUACAUGCUUUAUAUUCUCCACUAUGACCCUUCAGUAUUUUACAGUUUGAAAAUACAUUAUUCUAUUAUUGCACAGAAUGUCUUAUAAUCGUGUUUAAUUAUGAUGAUAUCAUUCCAGUAAAGAAUGACUGAUUAUCAAUAGAAUAGAAAGGAUUGCAUAUAAUCAAAUAUAUUGAACUUUCAAUUUUUAAUAAAUAUACAAGAAAUGAUUAAAAUCUAAUUACAGAUACUUUGUUUUUGAAUUAAUUUAUUUAUCUCUUAUGAUUCGCUGUACAAGUAUUAUGUAAUGUUAUGGAAGAAAUGAAAAUAAAUGUAAAAGCAAAUAUUUAAAAUAAAAG